AUGGGCCAGUCUUCAUAUGCAGCAGACGCUUUGAAGAAGGCUCAUGAGCAGUUCACUGCUCGGAAUCCCCAGUCUCUGAAAGCUCACCGGGAUGCUCACCAAAAUCUUCCUGGUGGCAACACCAGAACGGUGCUACACGCCGAGCCAUUUCCCAUCACCUGGGUUCAAGGAAACAGGAAUACACUGACAUCUCUUGACGGUGACGUGUAUACGGAUCUUCUGGGAGAGUUCAGCGCGGGGAUCUUUGGGCAUUCGGAACCACGCAUCGCUGAAGCGGUCCAAACAGCCUUGUCUAGCGGGUGGAAUUUUGGUGGAAACACGCUCCUAGAAAAGAGGUUCGCCGCCAAAAUAUGUCAACGGUUUGGCCCAGCAGGAAUUGAUAUGGUCCGAUUCACGAAUUCCGGCACCGAAGCCAACACUACCGCUCUGAACGCCGCGGUCGCCAUCACCUCGAGACGAAAGAUCUUGGUCUUCAGCGGCGGAUACCAUGGCAGUACUUUGGUAUUUCCGAUGACUCUGAUGAAAGGCUCGACCGAGGCGCCGAUGAAUCUACCGCACGAGUUCGUGUUCGCACCCUAUAACAAUAUUCCCGAGACACAGGCAAUUAUUGAUAAAAUCGGCGGCAAUAGCCUGGCUGCUGUCUUGGUCGAACCAGUCCAAGGAUCCGGCGGAUGCAGGCCCGCUACGGAUCUCUUUAUGCAAUACCUACGUCAGCUCUGCAAUAUGACUGGCGCGCUCCUGGUGAUUGAUGAGGUUAUGGCUUCUCGCCUCGGCGUGUCAGGAUACAGCGCCAGCCUAGGAAUUAAAGGUGAUAUCGUGACCUUGGGUAAGUACGUUGGUGGAGGCAUGACCUUCGGCGCAUUUGGAGGCCGCAGAGAUAUCAUGGAGCGGUUCGACCCGUCGAAGAACAAUCUUUUCCAUCCAGGGACAUACAACAAUAAUGUGCUUACUAUGUCAGCUGGCAUAGUGGGGCUCGAUAUCUACAACGCCGCCGAAGUCGCUCGACUUAAUCAGCUCGGUCGAGAUACUAAGGUCAAGAUCCAGCAAAUUUUGAUUGAUGAAAAGACGUAUCCGGCCAUGAUCUCGGAAGCAUCGGCCGACAUUAUCGAGAUUGAAAGCCUUGACCACGAUCUCAUGAUUCAAGUGGACAGCGAUGUAAUGCAAGCUUCGACAGGCCUACCGUUGAUGUUCAUCACAGGUCGUGGAAGCAUGCUGAACGUGCGGUUUUCCGGGCCAGACGCCGCCAUCUGGCAAGCGCUAUACUAUCAUCAUAUGCUUUCCAAGAACAUCUACAUCGCCACUCGUGGCUACACGCCUUUGCACUUGCAAGUCACCCCCGAAGACGCUCAGAGAUACGUGGAUGCUAUCCGCGAGUUUGUCCACCUGCACAAAGACCAACUGCGUUGGCAUCACUUGGUUAGCGGCAUGAAUGGUGUAAUUUGA
Messenger RNA from Cladophialophora psammophila CBS 110553, 1443 nucleotides. RefSeq lists its product as uncharacterized. The transcript has a single exon. Gene Ontology annotation, molecular function: pyridoxal phosphate binding; transaminase activity. Bases 1 to 1443 code for a protein of 480 amino acids. NCBI's taxonomy places the organism in Eukaryota, Fungi, Ascomycota, Eurotiomycetes, Chaetothyriales, Herpotrichiellaceae. The record is from RefSeq and is a predicted model, not a curated record.